AUGCCCAACAGAGCUAUCAUCGCAUGGGGAGCUUUGGUGUCAUGUUUUGCCUCAUAUGGCGAACUUUCAAAUGCACCAAAUUCCUUAAUGAAUUGGUUUCAGAUUCAACCUUCAUAUCAGAUGAAAUCCUUGGAUCUGAGACUUCAGUUGGACGGCGACUCCUUCAGACUAAAAAAGCUUGCCCUGUGAGCUUUGAAUUUUUGAACUACACAAUCAUCACAAGCAAAUGCAAGGGGCCUUUAUAUUCUCCAGAGCUAUGUUGUUCAGCUCUAACAGAACUUUCUUGCCCUUAUGUUGAUGUCAUGAAUGAUAUGACAACUGUUUGUGCUUCAACCAUGUUUAGCUACAUUAACCUCCAUGGAAAGUACCCACCUGGCCUUUUCUCCAGCAUAUGUCGAGAAGGAGAUCAAGGUCUUACUUGCCCUCAAUUGCCAGCUCCAUCCCAUCCAAACUCGACCCCACUCUCAAAAUGUCGAUCUCCUGCAAUCAUCGUUGCCUCUGGACUUGUACUUCUCUUCUCAUGGCCUUUUUUUAUGCUCUGAGCGCCCCAUUGUUUGUCGUUCUUCUCUUCAAUAUAUAUAUUUUAACGUUUAUGAAUUAUUGGGCUGUAGUUCCCAUGGCUCAUACUUUUCCAAUCAUGGAGCGUCCUGGUUUAUACAUGUUUAUGAUCAAAUUUAAGGAAAACUUAAACCUAGUUAUACCAUUAUGUUAAUCUUUGUGACUU
Cucurbita moschata (crookneck pumpkin) is the source of this 724-nucleotide messenger RNA. RefSeq names its product GPI-anchored protein LLG1-like. The coding region runs from base 24 to 542 and encodes 172 amino acids. The record is from RefSeq and is a predicted model, not a curated record. The transcript has 4 exons. Lineage: Eukaryota; Viridiplantae; Streptophyta; Magnoliopsida; Cucurbitales; Cucurbitaceae.